Dovyalis caffra is the source of this 1521-nucleotide messenger RNA. The record is from the annotation of a GenBank genome assembly. NCBI's taxonomy places the organism in Eukaryota, Viridiplantae, Streptophyta, Magnoliopsida, Malpighiales, Salicaceae.
AUGGCGGGUUUAAAAGAGGACCCAGUUCUUGGAAUUGACGGUAUAAAAUUAAAGGAGGAGGUUGAGCUUGGUACGCCUGUGAUUGACAAAUUGAGAGAGGACCACCCAGUUCUUCAAAAUGACGGUACAGUAAUAGAAGGGGAGUCUUUGAUCAACAGCAAGUCUGUUAUUGACAAGCUGAGAGAGGAGGGGAGCUGCGGUCAAGUUGAGAGAGACAUGGUUCCUCUCACUAGCAAUUCUAUUCACAGGUCAGGUUCCAGACCGCAGCUCGACCUUAGCAAGGCUGCAAUUGAAGGGACUUUUGAGGAGAGGGAUCCUACAAUUCUGUUGCCUAAUCAAUCUGAUGAUAUAUUACAUUUGGCUCUUGAUAUUGGAGGUUCUCUAAUCAAGUUGGUUUAUUUUUCAAGACACCAAGGCCUACCAACUAACGAUAAGAGGAAGAAGACAGUGAAGGAGAGAUUAGGAAUUUCCAAUGGUAAUAGGAGAAGCUAUCCUAUUCUUGGAGGAAGACUGCAUUUUGUUAAGUUUGAGACAAGCAAGAUCAAUGAGUGCUUGGACUUUAUUUCUUCCAAGCAGCUUCACUGUGGUGGAGUGGAUUCACAUAGCUGGCAUUCUGAGACCUCACCCAAUGGCAAUGCUGUCAUUAAGGCCACAGGCGGUGGGGCAUACAAGUUUGCGGACCUCUUCAAGGAAAGGCUUGGUGUUAGUCUUGACAAAGAAGAUGAAAUGGAUUGUCUCGUGGCAGGAGCGAACUUUUUGCUUAAGGCUAUUCGCCAUGAAGCUUUCACACACAUGGAGGGUCAGAAAGAGUUUGUGCAGAUUGAUCAAAAUGAUCUGUUCCCUUAUCUUCUUGUUAACAUUGGAUCUGGUGUUAGUAUGAUCAAGGUUGAUGGGGAUGGGAAGUUUGAACGAGUUAGUGGGACAAAUGUUGGUGGUGGUACUUACUGGGGCUUGGGAAGACUGUUAACCAAGUGCAAGAGUUUUGAUGAGUUGCUAGAGCUGAGUCAAAGGGGUGAUAAUAGAACAAUUGACAUGCUGGUUGGUGAUAUUUAUGGUGGGAUGGAUUAUAAUAAGAUUGGUCUCUCAGCAUCAACCAUCGCUUCUAGUUUUGGCAAGACUAUCUCUGAGAAGAAGGAACUUACAGAUUACAGACCUGAAGAUAUUUCCUUGUCCCUCUUGCGAAUGAUUUCAUAUAACAUUGGGCAGAUUUCCUACCUGAAUGCGCUUCGAUUUGGGCUCAAGCGGAUCUUCUUUGGAGGGUUUUUUAUUAGGGGUCAUGCGUAUACAAUGGAUACAAUUUCCUUUGCUGUACAGUUUUGGUCAAAAGGAGAGGCACAAGCAAUGUUUUUACGGCAUGAAGGAUUUCUGGGAGCUUUAGGUGCAUUUAUGAGCUAUGAAAAGCAUGGUCUUGAUGACUUGAUGGUUCAUCAGUUAGUUGAAAGGUUCCCUAUGGGUGCCCCAUACACUGGAGGAAAGAUUCAUGGACCUCCACUUGGGGAUUUGAAUGAGAAGGCAAGUUAG